Molecule: messenger RNA, 417 nt
Organism: Mercurialis annua (annual mercury)
Lineage: Eukaryota; Viridiplantae; Streptophyta; Magnoliopsida; Malpighiales; Euphorbiaceae
Product: 2S seed storage albumin protein-like
Exons: 1
Coding region: 1-417 (138 amino acids)
Molecular function (GO): nutrient reservoir activity
Source: RefSeq, a predicted model, not a curated record
AUGGCACCGAAGCUUACCAUCCUUGUAGCCACUUUCAUAGCUCUUCUGUUCUUGGCCGAUGCCUCCAUACACCGAACCACAGUGAUCAUCGACGACGAAAACCCGAGCCAGCAAGGCUGUAGUGAGCAGGUCCGCAAGCAGCAGAAUCUGAAUCGCUGUCGGGAUUUUCUGACGGAACGAGCUACCAAGGAGGGCUCGAGGGGUCGUGGGGGCUACUACAACCAACAAGAAGAUCUUCGUGCUUGCUGCAACCAGCUUCAGGGAUUGGAGUCCCAGUGCAUGUGCCAGGGUCUCAAAAUGGCUAUGCAACAGCGCCAAAUGCCUAGUCAGGCUUACAGGAUGGCUCAGGACUUGCCAUCCAUGUGCGGGCUGAAACAAAGCAGAUGCGAUGAGUUUGGAUCACAAGAGAUUUUCUAA